Molecule: messenger RNA, 399 nt
Organism: Caenorhabditis remanei
Lineage: Eukaryota; Metazoa; Nematoda; Chromadorea; Rhabditida; Rhabditidae
Exons: 3
Coding region: 1-399 (132 amino acids)
Source: RefSeq, a predicted model, not a curated record
AUGGGUUACUGCUUGGCUGAGCUCAUAAUAGAACAGAGUUAUUUGAUAGAGGAUGAAGAAAAAGAAGAACUGGUAAAGAAGCAGAAGAAAGUCAAGCGAUCUCACCCAAUUUCGGAUGGUAUGGAACCGGUAAAGCAGAAGAAUCUCAAUUUGGAAGAUCAACAAAUUGUUCCGUAUUUGAGUGAUGAGAGCAUGGAGCCAGAGGAAGAGUCAGCGUCAACUUGCUUGUCUGUCACAACACCAAUUUUCUCGGAUUCUCGAGUUCAAGAAAAAAUGAUGGAAGCAGCAGAUCUCAACAAUACGAUUCAAAUUACUUGGUUUCAUGCAAUUUGGGUCUCACUACCAAAACUACAGUACCCUGUGGAGCCGCUAGCUGCCAGCCGCUUAGAAGGGGAAUAA